ACGAGGUCACAAGGAGGCCGCUCUCGUUGGCCUGACGAGGGUCUGCGCUCCAUGGAGCAACGAUUAGCGGCGUUCCGGGCAACCCGGAAGCGAGCCGAGCUAGAGGGAGGGCCCAGCACCUCGGGGAGGUGCGGAAAAGCACCGGGAGAGGACGUGGCAGCGCCCCCAACGCCGUCCCAGGCGCAGGAGGCCCCGGGCGGCAGAGCCAAGGAACCAUUUCAGACUCAAGGAAGUCCACUACAGAAUCCAGCAGCUACUUCUCCAUCACGAUGGGACCAGUCCUUCCUUACUAAUGUUACAUUCUUGAAAGUGGCUCUUUGGUUGGUCUUACUGGGACUGUUUGUAGAACUAGAAUUUGGCCUGGUUUAUUUUGUUCUGUCCUUGUUUUAUUGGAUGUAUGUCGGCACCCGUGGCCCUGGAGAAAAGAAGAAAGGAGAAAAGAGUGCUUACUCUGUUUUCAACCCCGGCUGCAAACCCAUCCAAGGAACCCUGACGGCAGAACAGUUUGAGCGAGAAUUACAGUUUCAUCCUCUGGCUGGGAGAUAGUCCUUGUUCUCCUCAGUUUUCUGCCACUUUGAUGUUUUUGGAUUACCUAGCCCCCCAAGCCUGGAUUGGAAUCGAUAUACAGAUACACUAGGGGGUGGUCCUUUGUCCAUGACUGUCAACUUUUUGUUCUCCGACCUCUGUUCUCUUGUCUUUCAGUCCAUCUCUCCUUUUCCGCUUCUGCUGCUGUAGCACCAACGUCUUUGUUCGCAUUUCCAUCUUUAAAUUUUCUUUUGGUUUUUUUUUCCAAGUCACUAAAAUCCAAUACUGCAGUUGAUCUGGUGCCAUUUCCAAAAAAUUAAAUCUUCAAUAAAGACUUAUUCCAGUAUUUACGCAGACCAAUUUUAGAGGGACAGGAUGGGAGUUGCAUUGUAGUGUAAAGUAUUUAACUAAAUUGAAGUAAUGAUUCACUCCUUCACAUGAAGUGCUUCACAUUAAAAAUCUUAUCAGUCUGACAGUAAAUUCACAUUUUCAGUGCUGUUAGACUCUUAGGCAUCUUUUAAAUAUUUCAUCCUCAAAGAGAAGGUGAAAAUUGUAUUUUGCUUUUCUAUUACUAAUGGUAUUGAAGAUCAUAGAAUGUUACAUAUGGAUGGGACCUAAGGAAUUGUCUGGAGACCAGUGGUUCUCAAACUUUUUGGCCUUCGGACCCCUUUUACUGUCCUAAAAAUGAUUGGGGGCCCUCCAAAGAACUUUCAUUUAUGUGGAUUAUAUCUAUCAGUAUUUACCAUGUUAGAAAUUAAAGUGUCUUAGUAUUAUUCUGAAAAUAGUUUUGAUCUUGUGGACCCCCUGAAAAAUUCUCAUGUCACACUUUGAGAACCUCAGAUCUAGUUAACCCAUUUAUUUUAUAAACAGGGAAACUGAGGCCCAAAGAGGGAACAUGAUUUCUUCUGGGUCAUAAAUAGAGGCAGAAACAAGAUCUUCUGAUUUUAAGACCAUUGUUUUUUCUGCUAUGGCACACUCUAUUAGAUCAUGGCCAAGUCACUUCCCCAUCUGUGCAUCAAUUUUCACACAUCGUAAAAAGAAGGGAAUAGAUGGUCUCUUUAGCAAUUACCCGCCAUGCCAGGCACAGCUACCCUUCACCUGUAACUAUCUUUCCUUCUAUUCUUCCUCUAUCACUUGGGAAAAGGAGGAAGAGAAGAGAGAAGAGUGCUGGUGGCAUGUGGUGGGGAGCAAUGGAGGCAUGUCAAUAUUGGUCAGUGUUAUAAAGGGUUAUUAAAUUGUAGCGUGUAUGCACAAGGUAGCCCUGGAAGCAGCAUUCCAGACUCACUGGACAUGUGGCCUCAGGGACUGUGAUACAGGCUUCCUGGGCUAGUCCUGGUUUGCUGUAGUCUUUGGAACAAAUGAUCACUUCAUCUCUUUGCCUUCGUUAAUACUGGUAAUAUUUUCUUUCAUGAUGGAAACAGCAAUAUCUUUUUUCAUGAUGCCUCCUUUUUUGCAAUAUUAGUUUAAAUACUGUGAUAUAUACCAGUCUUGGUUUAUGGGAUUCCUACUAAGUAAAAAAUUUUAAAUAAUU
This is a messenger RNA of Trichosurus vulpecula (common brushtail), 2056 nucleotides long. RefSeq names its product SAYSVFN motif domain containing 1 (gene SAYSD1). NCBI's taxonomy places the organism in Eukaryota, Metazoa, Chordata, Mammalia, Diprotodontia, Phalangeridae. Bases 52 to 546 code for a protein of 164 amino acids. The transcript has 2 exons. The record is from RefSeq and is a predicted model, not a curated record.